Molecule: messenger RNA, 3465 nt
Organism: Exophiala viscosa
Lineage: Eukaryota; Fungi; Ascomycota; Eurotiomycetes; Chaetothyriales; Herpotrichiellaceae
Product: adenosinetriphosphatase
Exons: 1
Coding region: 1-3465 (1154 amino acids)
Biological process (GO): DNA repair
Cellular component (GO): nucleus
Molecular function (GO): ATP binding; ATP-dependent chromatin remodeler activity
Source: RefSeq, a predicted model, not a curated record
AUGACUUUUAGGCAGGAGACACCAUUGCGAGGCUUGAGUUACCAAGAACUUCUCAGGCGCAGCGUGACCACGAGUCCUCCAGCACAGAUAGCCUACGCAGAAAGAUCAAAAGAGCACAAAACAUCGGCGGAAGAGAGCGCAUCUUUUCAUAUCGACUCUUCGCGUCUCGGAAAUUCUCCAGGUUGUCCCGACAACGAUAGCGCGUUUGCGUUUGCGACUUUACAAUGUCCUGUGGUGGUGCAUGCGGGGCCAUUCACUCAUCCUCGAAAUCGCAAUCCUGAAACCAUUCCUCAUAUACCGAGCCAGAAGUACCUCUUUGGUCCGCCUGAGUCCCAUGUUCAGCCCGAUGCAGGUUUAAAGUCAUCCACGUCCUUCGACGUCACAUUCCCUUUCGACAUGGUUAGAGAACAAGCGCCGGCACGAGAUCCUCUUCAGCCCACUAUGGCGAACGCUGUGCCUCCCUCCAAACCCCAAGCAAAAGAGAAGGGCCCAAAUCUUAUCAAUAACAGUGUCUCUCAGCAACUAUAUCCAACCUUACAAAACCCACCUGCGAUUGAGCCUCAGUUCGGCAAGCCUACAGCACUAGGAGCCUCUCCACAACCGUACUCAAAGACACAACCUCUUACGAGACUGAUCGCAAAUGUAUCAGCUCCGCGACAAGUAAGCGGCAGUCACGGAGACAAAUACUCAAACCUUUUUGUUGCAUCGACAAAGCCAUCGUACAGACCGGAGCUGCACAAGCCGCAUAUUGUCGCCAACCCACUGCAAGCGCUUCGAGACAGCCAGCAAGGGCCAAGUCAACCCAAAUCGACGGCUUCAUCACGGCCCCGACAUUCCGAUGACGAUGUUUUCGAGAUACCCAAGCCUGUAAACUUCCCCAGUUGGCAGCCGAAACCCGUCGCCCCUCCCACGUUUUCCUCUCAGCAAUCCACAAACCCUUACUUCAGACCUCAGAAUGUCGUUGACCUCACUUUCGAUCGUCCAACUCAGCCUGCAUAUCGCGAACCAUUCCAACAAGAGCAAUAUGCUGCCUCGGACCCUUACAUGUACAUGGACUCGGGAAAGGCCAACGAGGAUCUGAAAGCGUUACUCGAAGGUGCUUUUGAGGAUGAAGAAGAUAAGCCACGGACGCGCAGAAGAAAGAGGCAGCAGGAUGCUAAGGUGGAAGAACUCUCUGAGAAGAUGAACAAUAUGACAGUCAAGAAUGAGCAAUCAACAGACAAGGAUGACGAUGCGGCCGGGGAAGACGCAGAUGACGAGGAUGAUGGAACAGUCCCUGGACUCAAGGUCAAGCUUCUACCUCAUCAGAUUGAGGGCGUUAGCUGGAUGACCGACAAAGAAACCGGCACGAAGAAGACUCGAGGUGUGCUGCCAAAGGGAGGAAUUUUAGCAGAUGACAUGGGUCUUGGAAAAACGAUACAGUCAAUUGCCCUCCUGCUUAUCAAUCCCAAACCCAGUGCUGAAGAGCUCGCCAAGAGCAAACGCAAAUUACCAGAAGGACUCGGCAAAGGUACGCUUGUUGUUGCACCUCUUGCGCUGAUCAAGCAAUGGGAGGGAGAGAUCAAAGAUCGUGUCGAAGCAGACCACGCCUUGAGUGUAUGUGUCCAUCAUGGACCAGGCAGAACGAAGAACUAUAAAGACCUGAAGAAGUACGAUGUCGUUAUUACAACUUACCAAACUCUGUCAUCGGAGCACGCAGGAUCGGAAGGCUCUUUGAAGGUUGGAUGUUUUGGUAUUCAUUGGUACAGAGUCAUCCUAGACGAGGCCCACUCGAUCAAGAAUCGAAAUGCAAAGGCAACAAAGGCCGCUUGUGCACUCAACGCGGAAUACCGAUGGUGCUUGACCGGAACGCCAAUGCAGAACAAUCUCGACGAAUUGCAGAGUCUGAUUCACUUCCUCCAGAUCAAGCCAUAUGACGACUUGAAUCAAUGGCGGGAGCAGAUCACGAAACCCAUGAACAAUGGUCGAGGUGGACUUGCACUUAGGAGGUUGCAAGUAUAUCUGAAGGCCUUUAUGAAACGAAGAACGAAAGAUGUUCUCAAGGAACAAGGUACAGGAAAGCCAGGCGCCACAGGAAAGGCACCUGGUUUCAAGAUCGUGGCUAGGACCGUUGAGAAGGUGCAAGCAGAAUUUACUGUACAAGAACGUGAAUUCUAUCAGCGUCUGGAGUCAAGAACCGACCGAAGUCUUGAGAUGAUGAUGGCGGGCAACAAGAUGAGCUAUGCAUCUGCAUUGGUGCUUUUGAUGCGUCUUCGACAAGCGUGUAACCACCCCAAGCUCACUGGAAGUGAUUUGAGCAACGAAACCGAUGCAUCAAACGGCACUCAGACACCGAGUCGAAAGAAGGCAAGUGUUGAGGAUGAUAUGGACAGUAUCGCGAACAUGCUUGGCGGGUUGAGCGUCGAGACCAAGAGAUGCGACGUUUGUCAGAUUGAGCUGAGUGCCAAAGAGGCCUCUAACGGAGCCAUUCGUUGUGCCGAGUGUGAAGCGGAUCUGGAAGAGCAGAACUUGCAAGUCAAAGAAAAGCGGAGAGCCAAGAAAGAGAAGAGAAUCAAGCAAGAACGACAAGCGAUUCGAGCGCAGCGGAAAGAAGCUCGACGCGUUAUCGAGGACAGCGAUGAUGAAGACGCUUCAGCCCCAGAUGAAGAGGAGGAGGCUUCCUCCGUUGACGAUGAUGAUGAGUACUCAUCUGACGAAUCCGAUUCUCAGGAACCUGCACUACUGCAGUCCACAAAGAUUCGACAUCUCGUUUCAAUCUUGAAGGCCGACUCUCACCAGCACAAGUACAUUGUCUUCUCCUUCUUCACAUCCAUGCUCGACCUGAUCGAACCAUUUCUCAAGGAGAACCGCAUUCGCUUCGCACGAUAUGAUGGCAAGAUGCGGAACGAUGCGCGAGAAGCAAGCCUCCACUCAUUGAAGACGGAUCCCUCAACGCGGGUCUUGCUGUGUUCACUUCGUGCCGGCAGUCUCGGACUCAAUCUGACCGCAGCCAGCCGCGUGGUUAUUCUGGAGCCAUUCUGGAAUCCGUUCGUAGAGGAGCAGGCGAUUGACCGUGUGCACCGACUGAAUCAGACGCAGGACGUCAAGGUAUACAAGCUUACGGUCAAGGGCACGGUGGAAGAGCGGAUCUUGGAUUUGCAAGAGAAGAAGCGGGAACUGGCAAACGCGACGAUCGAAGGCAAGAAGGGUGCGAUGAAGUUGACGUUGCAAGAUAUGCUGAAGCUGUUUGGACGCGAUGCAGAGAGCGACCACCCCAUUGAGGUGGACUCUCUCGGGAUCGGGCAGAGAAGUAAAGGCUUGUUGGAUUCAAGCGGGUCGAGGGUGGCUCCACAGAGUGCAUCGACGUCGUCAGCAGGUGGUGGUCAUGGCAGUGGUGGUCGCGAGAGGGAGAGGGAGCAAGUUCGAGUCAGUGACGGUACGAAGAACCCACGCAAGGAGCACGAGAUCUAUGGCAGGAGAUGGUGA